This is a messenger RNA of Anopheles stephensi (Asian malaria mosquito), 2092 nucleotides long. RefSeq lists its product as uncharacterized. NCBI's taxonomy places the organism in Eukaryota, Metazoa, Arthropoda, Insecta, Diptera, Culicidae. Bases 243 to 1883 code for a protein of 546 amino acids. The transcript has 4 exons. The record is from RefSeq and is a predicted model, not a curated record.
AUUUGCGAAAACCAUAUGUCAUAUGUUUUUCACCGGGAUGCAUACAACUGUCACAGACUGUCAUCACCUGUCACGGUACAAAAACACCUGUCACACGCUGUACCGGACGGAAUCAAAGUAAACUAACCGGCAUUCGGAUUUGGUUGGCGCGAGAGCAGUCGUCGAAAUUUUUCGCUGGUAAUAUCCGUGGACGUAAAAAAAAGCGGUGCAAGUUUCUAGGUAUAGUUGACGUGUAGGGAACGAUGAAUAUUUACAAGUGCACGGAUAGAAAAAUGCAAUGCAUUUGGAAGAUGCUAUCUUCCAAGCGCAUGUUCGCCGAUCAUCUGGAAAUUGCAGAGCUGGGUGCAACACUCAACACCUGCACGGAUAUCGGCCCGGAACCGAAGCCAAAGCUCGUGGCGCUUGGUGCUGGGGGCUUCUUAACGAUUGCUGCAGCUACCCGAAGUUGGUAUUCGUACGGUAUAAGCCGAUGGCAGUUGGCAGCAACAGCCACGGGUGCUCUCCUGCUCGGAGCAGUGGCGUACAACAGGUACUGUUGCCAUGACAACCUGACGAAGGUUACUACGCUUUUAGCGACGCUAAACGCGUUUGACGCUGGGUUGAAAAAGAUGCUGCUGUGCAUCAACGAAAUGGUUUACGGUAACGACCGUAUCGGCUAUAUGCGCGGCAGGGAGGGUCAAAACGAUAUGCUUCUCGCAUGUGUGCGCAACAGCACCAAAGCCAUCUACGAGCUGUACGGCUACGUAAAGACAUUGGAGGCGAAAAUGACGUUGCACGCCGAGUUAGCCAAGAUCUACGACCCGCUGGAAUCGUUGGACGAUUGCGAAAUAUUUCAGCAAACUGUUCUGAAUCAAAGUACAGUAAAGCAAUUUUACAACAUUUUUCUCUACAUGCAAUCUCACUGCUUGAUGCUGCUGACACUCGCCAUCGCUAGCGAUAUGCAGCUCGACGUAGUAAAGAACGAAACGAACAGUCUCGUCACAUGUAUCAAUCAUCUCACCGCAGAGCUGAAAAAGCAGUUUGCACUGAUCUCUUCAUCGCAGGUAGAUAGUUUCGGCAAUACGGUCAACCAAAGCCAGACCGUUCCGAGCGAUCUGCUCUCCGUGAAGCAGCAGUCAUGCGAGCUGACGGCGAAACUGUCGGUGAACGUUCAGCACGCUGUACGGUUGGAUCAAACGAUUCAAUCCAUUGCAAGCAAAGAAUCGUGGCGCGAUCGGUUGCUGCUCGAGGAAACAGCAACCAAUCUCGUCAACUUUCAUUCGUAUUUCAAAACACGCCUCGAUGAAUGUGACCGUUUGAUCAUCUCGAUCAAAAAGUUGCUCUACACCACGAAGGUGCAGGCCAGCACCGUGUACGAGCAAAGCGCACCCUUGCAGUUUGCGGAAGAAGAUUUGUUCGGGAAGCUGCUGCACGAAGAGCGGGAAAGUACACCCAAGGAUGAAUUUUUCCUAAACAUUGGAACCGAGGAGGAAGAGGAAAAGGCAGCAAACGAUUACGCGACCGAGAUGUACAAUCUGCAGCUGGAAGACGAGCAGGUUUCGAAGCGGUUGAUGAAAAAUCGAUUCAAACCCGUGCUGGCACAGCUGCGCGAACGGCUCGUCCCGAUUAAGAAGUCAUUUAAGGAGCGCGAGCGUGUCGCGUUGCAACUGAAGGGUAUUAGUUUGGGGGACGGGACAGAUUCGGCCAACGACGAAGCUGCACCGUUCGUAGUGGACACGGACGAUGACAGUGAGUGUGUGGAAAUGGCAGUUAAGUGUGAGUACAGACGCAGCCAAAACAAGUACAAAGAAGAUCGUGAUUUUCUUGCUAGCAAAUCUCAGUUUUCGCUCUUUGCCAACCCACCUUCCGUGGCUGUACCGCUGGAGGAAAGCAUUUUGGAGUAGCAGAUUGUACUGGUUGGGUUAGAAUUAAUCGAAUUAUUAUUACAUCGAACCUGGUAUAGAUAAUAUUAUUUAUUACCUUUAGGUUUAGUUUUCAUGACAGCUUUAUUACACUAAAUACUAAUAAUAAUUGUUGAAUGAAUCAGCCGCAUAAUUCGGCGCGUAAUGACUUGUGAUCAAAAUUAAUAAUAAAAUCACUAUUUUCAGUAUUA